Polychytrium aggregatum is the source of this 2491-nucleotide messenger RNA. RefSeq lists its product as uncharacterized. Gene Ontology annotation, molecular function: protein binding. The transcript is spliced from 2 exons. Lineage: Eukaryota; Fungi; Chytridiomycota; Chytridiomycetes; Polychytriales. The coding region runs from base 378 to 2303 and encodes 641 amino acids. The record is from RefSeq and is a predicted model, not a curated record.
GCUUUCUUCCUGUCUUGCCUCCUGUCCCGCUUCCUGCCUCGCUCGUUCCCUGCACCGCUUUCACUCCACCCUCGGCGCUAUCCACUUGCCGAGGGUAUUGUCAUCCGGGACUGACUGGCAUUUUGUUCCACUUGCCGGUCUCGAUCCAGCCCAGUUGCCCCAUAUGCGUGCUCAGUAGUAAUACAUGUUCGCUGUCGAGUGUCCUUGGAAUCAGUGCUCAGCGGGCAUGGCCUUGCCUCAAUCAGACUCGGCCUGGAUCACAUCCCAUUGCAUCCCUUCAAUUCCGGCGGGCUGCUAGAUGCGCUCCCCCCCUCCCUCACCAUCGGAUUCUGCCAUCGCUGCCCUGCAAACUUUAGCCAGAGCGCAAGCGGGUCCAGAUGAAGCCAUUUCUGUCCCAGAUCACUUCAUAUCCAUCCUUCGAGGACCCGGCCAAGCAUAUCGCGUUCGAACCGCCGCGCUUUCUCACGGCCGGUCAAAGUCUCUCGAGCAGCAGCCAUGUCGAAACCAUCAGCGCGGCCUGCAUCGAGCAAAGACUUGACGGCCUGCCGCUCGAGAUCUGCGAGACCAUCUUCGUGUAUGCUUCCAACCCGCAGCUGGCUCAUGUCUGCCGACGCUUCCGCCGCAUCUCGCAGUCGGCCUGGAUCCGAGCACGCUUUCUUCUCCAAAAGUAUCCGACGAGCGCGCUCGCAAAAUGCUGGGGCUAUCCGUUCAUGCGUGCCCUUGGCGACAGGCCCUGUCGGUGCGGAGACCGUAAAGUUCAAGCAGCCGGGCUCGCUCGCAUCCACCCACGCCUUGGCGGCAGUUUGCUCAAACCAGAUGUGUGCCCUCUGGAACAGCACCAGAUCAAGGUGUGCUCGUAUCUGAUCGACUUGGGUGCCGGCGUCGACCGAGGCGGACAGCAGUGUCUCCGGCAUGCUGUCGCUGAUGGACACAUGUGCCUACUCGACUUUUUCCUAUCGCUCGGGAUCGACCCGGAUGUGCAACUCCUUCCCAAGAUGACGAUCGCAAAGCGCGUCCUGGGGGUGCUCAAGCCCCAGUCCCGCUCUUUGGUUGUGGACGAGGCCGACCCUGCGGUGGACGACGCUGGCCCGGCUAUGGAAGCGGCAUUCACUCCCCAAUUCGGCACAGCUGGUCCAGCAGCCUCGGUACAGAUCGUGGUCGAGGUUCAGGAGGGCCCAGGACCGAGCGCCUCUCAUCCUCCACAACCACUGCCAUUACCUCUGCCACCGCCACUGCUGCUGCCCGCACCGACACAGGUCGCCUUGCCUGCCGCUCCUUUGGCCCGGAAUUCACGACGCAGGCCGAUGAAAAAUACCCUUUUGAUCCAGGCCGUACAGAGCCGGAAUGUCCCACUUGUUCGCAAACUUGCAUCCAAACGGCAUGUCAUCCACAGAUGCACGCUGACUCGGCCCCAGCCGACCGCCACGCAGGACACUGCUGCUCCGUCAGCCAGCACCUGGGCCGAUCCUACCUCGACACUGAUGCACAACCCGGCAUCGCUCGAAUCACCCAAGCCAGACUUGCGCAUUCGGGUCUCUCAAAUCCACCCGCUGGCUCUGUCCGAGGCUCUCGAUGUGGCUCUGAUGGCGAGAAGUAUCCAGAUUGCCGAAAUUCUCGUGUCUGAAGGUGCUCGAGCCACAAGCCGGACAGUCCAGAAGCUCAUCCGACGAGGCACGGCAUGGCGUCUCACCCUUGGAGUACGCGAGCGGUAUUCCGGAGCCCUGGUGCUGGCGAUUCAAACUCUGCCGGAUUCUGAGUUUCGACGGCUAGAGGGAUUCUUGAUGCGGUCGUGCGCUGAGAUUGGGGCAGUCUCGGCCGUAAAGGCCUGUGUCGACCGCGGCGGCGAUGUCAACGUCUGGGACGGCAUCCCGCUCUACACAAGCAUCUAUAACGGCAACCUCGAAGUCAAUCGAUAUCUGUUGAGCGUCAACGCCACCACCGACUACUUUGACUGGCGACAAAAGCUGUUUUGUCUGACCCUCAUGAGCAUCGAGGCCUUUGCCAUCGCGCUGUUUCUCAUCCUGGCAUUUAUCUGGAUCACAGGCGUCGUCUGCAGCCUCGGUCAAUGGGUUGGCGUCACCCCCGCAACCGGAAAUCGCCUCCUGAGCGGGUGGGGCGGUGAUCCCGGCACAACCAUGGCCGAGCUCACCGCCAUGGCAACACCGUCGGCGCUGGCUCUUAUUCUGAUGUACCGUCUGGCGCCCUUCCAUCGGAUGUGCAUCGGAUUUGUGUGCACCUGUCGCGAGGACCGGCGCCGGAAGAUCAUGCGACGACGAAACAUGACCACUCCAACGAUAGAAUAGAAUCAAAGGGCCGACUCUGGGCACAUGGCCACUUUGUUUUUGGUUUGCUUUUUUUUUUUUUCUUCUUCUUCUUCUUCUUCUUCCCAAAACACAGAGCCAUAAGCUGUUCCGAUCUCGAUUUCGUGCUGGGGGAUUGCGCAUUCUAACGGCGUUAUGAGACAGAGAUCUAUUGUGUGUGCCUGAUGAGC